Sinocyclocheilus rhinocerous is the source of this 481-nucleotide messenger RNA. RefSeq names its product DNA-directed RNA polymerase II subunit RPB3-like. Gene Ontology annotation, biological process: transcription by RNA polymerase II. Lineage: Eukaryota; Metazoa; Chordata; Actinopteri; Cypriniformes; Cyprinidae. Gene Ontology annotation, molecular function: protein dimerization activity. The transcript is spliced from 5 exons. The annotation marks the transcript as partial. Gene Ontology annotation, cellular component: RNA polymerase II, core complex. The record is from RefSeq and is a predicted model, not a curated record.
GGUUCAGAUUGAUGCCAACUCCUCUGUGCUCCAUGAUGAGUUUAUUGCACACAGAGUGGGGCUUAUUCCACUCACAAGUGAUGACAUUGUUGACAAGAUGCAGUACUCACGAGACUGCACAUGUGAUGAUUUCUGUCCGGAGUGUUCGGUUGAGCUCACGCUGGAUGUGAGAUGUACAGAAGACCAGACGCGACACGUGACCUCACGAGAUCUCCUGUCCAAUAACCCCCGAGUCAUUCCUGUAACAUCCAGAAGCCGAGACAACGAUCCCAAUGACUAUGUGGAGCAGGAUGACAUCCUGUUGGUGAAGCUGCGGAAGGGUCAGGAGCUGCGUCUCAGAGCAUACGCUAAAAAGGGUUUCGGCAAGGAGCACGCCAAAUGGAAUCCCACUGCAGGGGUGGCGUUUGAGUACGACCCAGACAAUGCACUGAGACACACGGUGUACCCAAUUCCACAGGAAUGGUAUGGUUCUUAUGGCAUG